Molecule: messenger RNA, 216 nt
Organism: Rotaria sp. Silwood2
Lineage: Eukaryota; Metazoa; Rotifera; Eurotatoria; Philodinida; Philodinidae
Source: the annotation of a GenBank genome assembly
AUGGAAGAUUAUUUAAUUGAAGUCAAUGGUCAAAAUAUUGAAAACCUUAAUCAUGAUCAAGUAGUACAAUGCAUUCGUGCUGUUAAGCAUCCAGAGCCAUUGAAACUAUUAGUAGCUGAUGCUCAUACAUAUGAAUAUUAUAAAGGGCAAAAAAAAAUUAUUCAUCGUGGCUUACCAAAUAUUAAAGUCAUGCCCGCUAAUAGACCAACUUGUUGA